This is a messenger RNA of Phlebotomus argentipes, 1803 nucleotides long. RefSeq names its product ubiquitin carboxyl-terminal hydrolase 30 homolog (gene Usp30). The record is from RefSeq and is a predicted model, not a curated record. Gene Ontology annotation, biological process: protein deubiquitination. The coding region runs from base 108 to 1643 and encodes 511 amino acids. Gene Ontology annotation, molecular function: cysteine-type deubiquitinase activity; cysteine-type endopeptidase activity. The transcript is spliced from 3 exons. Gene Ontology annotation, cellular component: nucleus; cytosol. NCBI's taxonomy places the organism in Eukaryota, Metazoa, Arthropoda, Insecta, Diptera, Psychodidae.
UGUCAAAUUAACAAGGAUAGAGAGGAAAAGUGAAAAUGUAAAGAAUUGCGUGAAAAAGCGGAAAAGGGGUUGGAAAAUUUGAUUACGCGACUGGCUGCAUCGUGAAAAUGGAAGGUGAUAAGUUCUUGAUGGCGGCUGGCGUGACGGCGGCGGUUGUUGUGGGUGCGUUUGUGUUUUGGGGCCCUUCAGGAGCAUCACGCGUGCGCCAACGACGAGGUCAAAUUGCCGGCCUCCACAACUUUGGCCGAACGUGCUUCCUGAACGCCCUGCUUCAGGCUUUGUCUGCCUGUCCGCAGUUUAUCGGCUGGCUGCAAAUCUCCAGUGCAAAUGACAAGAGGAGCCUCGUUUCGAGUCUCCUGAGCACACUAGAAAUUAUCAACGGCACACAUCCAUCGCUUCGCGGUGAUCCGCACUCGCCGGGGUCCGUAAUUCGCGCCUUGACGACGCUUGGCUGGGUCAUUCCUCCCGAUGAACACGACGUCCAUGAACUCCUGCAUGUGAUGCUGACAUCGCUGGAAGAGGAGUUGGUAAAGCCAAAGAAAAUGGGCUGUCUCUCAGACGCUCUGGGCCAGCAGCUGCACGUGGACAUCCCACAAGCUCGUCCCUCCAGUGCCAUGCUCUCUGACUUUGAUAAUCCCGAGUACAACGAGAUGGCCAAUCUCAUGCGCCACACUCGCUCAGAAGCCCACACUCCCGAUUCCCCACAUUCCACCUGCACAGACAUCGAUGACUCGGUCGAUACGUCGCUCCUAGACGAACAGCUGGCUUCUCCGUCGAUGAAUUACCGCAUGAGCCGAGGCGGAGGCACUGGACAUGAAAGCGCCCUCGGCGGGAGUCUCAGCAAAAGGAUCUCAAUGUCCUAUCGAUCGCUGGAUCGUCUCAAUCGUGGCCCAGGCCGCGUGUCCGUAUGGAGCGAUCGCACCAGCAUUCAGGUGCCGCAUCCCUUUCGCGGAGCCCUCAGCAGCCAGAUGACAUGCUCGGGUUGUGGCUUCAAGUCUGUCGUGCGCUACGACAAGUUCGACAGUGUGACUCUACCUUUGCCUGAGGUGAGGAAUCCCGGACUAAGUCUGGGCCAUUUGCUGUCUGAGUUCAUAGCGCCGGAGACGCUGACUGAUGUGACGUGCGAGUCCUGCAAUGAGACCACGGUGCACACGAAAACGCUGACUUUCGCCAAGCUGCCGGCAUGUCUGUGCGUGCACAUCUCGCGGUGCACGUGGCUGCAGAUGGGCGGACAGGUGUCCAAGCGGCAGGAUUACGUACACUUCCCUGAGAGUCUCUCAAUGGCACCGUACAGCUUCGUUCAGCCGGGCCUCAGCAGUCAGAUGAGUACGCCCUGGGGCUCCACACUGUCGCUGCUGUCCAGCAGCUUCCCCACCGGUGGCGGUGAUACUCCCACCGCCUCCACGCCCUACAACUUCGGCUCCAUGUUCCCGCGCAACCUGUACCGCCUCUUGGCCGUCGUGGUACACUCAGGCGAGGCUAGCUCCGGCCACUACGUCACGUACCGCCGCGGCGCCCUCCGGAACGCCCAUAAGUGGUACUUCACGUCGGACACGGUGGUACGCGAGGUAUGCAUUGAUGAGGUGCUCAGCGUGCCUGCUUAUUUGCUCUUCUACGACCGCGGACCGCAGAAGUGCCACUAAAUCUCUCAUUUGCGCAUUUUCACUUCGUGCUGGACAGUGUGAUACGUUUGGACGACCCCAUAGAAUUCCCAAAGGCAUUUAAAUAGCAUAUUCUCGAUGUUGUGUCAUGUGUAGAGGUUGCAGAUUCAUUGCAAGGAAUAAAAUUUUAUUUUAGAAUUUC